This is a messenger RNA of Urocitellus parryii (Arctic ground squirrel), 3794 nucleotides long. The record is from RefSeq and is a predicted model, not a curated record. NCBI's taxonomy places the organism in Eukaryota, Metazoa, Chordata, Mammalia, Rodentia, Sciuridae.
UUCGCUCCAGCUGCCUAUGCGAGGGCGCCUCUCUCGAAUAACUGGCCAUGGCCGCGCUUCCCUGCAGCAGGAGCAACUGCUCCCGGGCUUCUCGCUGGGCUCCUUGAGAUCUCUCCCGUUACGACCUCUAGAAAAUCCCGCGUUCUUCCUGGGGCCUUGGCGAGAGGCAAGGACCCGUAGAGAAGGAUGCGCUGAGUACCGCCWGGGCACGUGUCCCUGUGCCGCCGUCAGCCCCGGUGCGGGAGCCGACCUGCCUGGUGCUGCCUCGAUUUACCCUCUGCGCGCCUGCCGCGCUGUGCCGCCCUUGAUGUGCAGAGAGAAGCCGGACACCAUGAUCCUAACACAAAUCGAAGCCAAGGAAGCCUGUGAUUGGCUGCGGGCAACUGGUUUCCCCCAGUAUGCACAGCUUUAUGAAGAUCUCCUUUUCCCCAUUGAUAUUACCUCGGUCAAGAGAGAACAUGAUUUUUUGGACAGAGAUGCCAUUGAGGCCCUAUGCAGGCGUCUAAAUACUUUAAACAAAUGUGCGGUGAUGAAGCUAGAAAUUAGUCCUCAUCGGAAGAGAAGUGAGGAUUCGGAUGAAGAUGAGCCUUGUGCAAUAAGUGGCAAAUGGACUUUCCAGAGGGACAGCAAGAGGUGGUCCCGGCUUGAAGAGUUUGAUGUGUUUUCUCCAAAGCAGGACCCAGUCUCUGGGUCCCCAGAUGAUUCCCACCUGAAGAACGCCAUGAGCCAUGAAAGUAUGCUGACGGACCUCAGCGAGCGCCAGGAGGUGUCUUCUGUCCGGAGCCUCAGCAGCACCAGCAGCAUCCCCACCCAAGUGUCCCAGAGUGGGGAUGCUGUGACACCCCGGACUAACUCCGUCAUUAGUGUCUGCUCCUCCAGCCACUUUAUAGGCAAUGACGACUCUUUCUGCAGCCUUCCCUCUCCCAAGGAACUAUCCAGCUUCAGCUUUAGCAUGAAAGGGCAUGAGAAAAAUGCCAAGUCUAAGACCCGAAGCUUGCUGAAACGGAUGGAGAGCUUAAAGCUCAAGGGCUCCCACCACAGCAAGCACAAGGCACCCUCCAAGCUGGGGCUGAUCAUCAGUGGGCCCAUUCUGCAAGAGGGUAUGGAUGAGGAGAAGCUGAAGCAGCUGAACUGCGUGGAGAUCUCAGCCCUCAAUGGCAACCACAUCAACGUCCCCAUGGUACGAAAGAGGAGUGUAUCCAACUCCACACAGACCAGCAGCAGCAGCAGCCAGUCAGAAACUAGCAGCGCUGUCAGCACACCUAGCCCUGUCACCAGGACACGGAGCCUCAGUGCCUGCAACAAGCGGGUGGGCAUGUAUCUAGAGGGCUUUGAUCCUUUCAAUCAGUCCACAUUUAACAACGUGAUGGAGCAGAACUUUAAAAACCGCGAGAGCUACCCAGAGGACACAGUAUUCUACAUCCCUGAAGAUCACAAGCCUGGCACCUUCCCCAAGGCCCUUUCCAAUGGAAGCUUCUGUCCUUCGGGAAAUAACAGCUCUGUGAACUGGAGGACUGGAAGCUUCCAUGGCCCUGGCCAUAUCAGCCUCAGGAGGGAAAACAGCAAUGACAGCCCUAAGGAACUUAAGAGGCGGAAUUCCUCGAGCUCCAUGAGCAGCCGCCUGAGUAUCUACGACAACGUGCCAGGCUCCAUCCUCUAUUCCAGCUCAGGCGACCUGGCUGACCUGGAGAAUGAGGACAUCUUCCCCGAGCUGGACGACAUCCUCUACCACGUGAAGGGGAUGCAGCGGAUCGUCAACCAGUGGUCGGAGAAGUUUUCAGAUGAGGGAGACUCGGACUCAGCCCUGGACUCCGUCUCUCCUUGCCCGUCCUCUCCCAAACAGAUACACCUGGAUGUGGACAAUGACCGAACCACACCCAGUGACCUGGACAGCACGGGCAACUCCCUGAAUGAGCCUGAAGAGCCCUCUGACAUCCCGGAAAGAAGGGACUCCGGGGUGGGGGCUUCCCUGACCAGGUGUAAUAGGCACAGACUGAGAUGGCACAGUUUCCAGAGCUCCCAUCGGCCGAGCCUAAACUCUGUAUCUCUGCAGAUUAACUGCCAAUCUGUGGCCCAGAUGAACCUACUGCAGAAAUACUCGCUCCUCAAGUUGACAGCCCUGCUGGAGAAGUACACACCUUCUAACAAGCAUGGUUUUAGCUGGGCUGUGCCCAAGUUCAUGAAAAGAAUCAAGGUUCCAGACUACAAGGACCGGAGCGUGUUCGGGGUCCCCCUCACGGUCAACGUGCAGCGUACAGGACAACCCCUGCCUCAGAGCAUCCAGCAGGCCAUGCGCUACCUCCGCAACCAUUGUCUGGAUCAGGUCGGGCUCUUCAGAAAAUCAGGUGUCAAAUCGCGGAUUCAGGCUCUGCGCCAGAUGAAUGAGAGUGCCACAGAUUGUGUCAACUAUGAAGGACAGUCUGCUUAUGAUGUGGCAGACAUGUUGAAGCAGUAUUUUCGAGAUCUUCCUGAGCCACUCAUGACAAACAAACUCUCGGAAACCUUUCUACAGAUCUACCAAUACGUACCCAAAGACCAGCGCCUCCAGGCUAUCAAGGCUGCCAUUAUGCUCCUGCCUGAUGAGAACCGGGAGGUUCUCCAGACGCUUCUUUACUUCUUGAGUGAUGUCACAGCGGCUGUAAAAGAAAACCAGAUGACUCCGACCAACCUGGCCGUGUGCUUAGCGCCUUCUCUCUUCCACCUCAACACCCUGAAGAGAGAGAAUUCUUCUCCAAGGGUAAUGCAAAGAAAACAGAGUUUGGGCAAACCAGAUCAGAAAGAUCUGAAUGAAAACCUAGCUGCCACUCAAGGGCUGGCCCAUAUGAUUGCUGAGUGCAAGAAGCUUUUCCAGGUUCCUGAGGAAAUGAGCCGGUGUCGUAAUUCCUAUACUGAACAAGAGCUGAAGCCCCUCACACUGGAGGCCCUGGGGCACCUGAGUAACGAUGAAUCGGCAGACUACAAACACUUCCUCCAGGACUGCGUGGAUGGCCUGUAUAAGGAGGUCAAAGAGAAGUUCAAAGGCUGGGUCAGCUACUCGACUUCUGAGCAGGCCGAGCUCUCCUACAAGAAGGUGAGUGAAGGACCCCCUCUGAGGCUUUGGAGAUCAACCAUCGAAGUCCCUGCUCUGCCUGAGGACAUCUUAAAGCGCUUACUGAAAGAGCAGCACCUCUGGGAUGUCGACUUGCUGGAUUCAAAAGUAAUCGAAAUCCUGGACAGCCAGACUGAAAUUUACCAGUAUGUCCAAAACAGUAUGGCACCCCACCCGGCUCGGGACUACGUGGUGUUGAGAACCUGGAGGACGAAUUUACCCAAAGGAGCUUGUGCCCUACUACUCACCUCUGUGGAUCACGACCGAGCCCCGGUGGCAGGCGUGAGGGUCAACGUGCUCCUGUCUAGAUAUUUGAUUGAACCCUGCGGGUCAGGAAAAUCCAAACUCACUUACAUGUGCCGAGCUGAUUUAAGGGGUCACAUGCCAGAAUGGUACACAAAAUCUUUUGGACAUUUGUGUGCAGCUGAGGUGGUAAAGAUUCGAGACUCCUUCGUUAAUCAGAGCACUGAAACCAAGGAUACCAAAUCUAGGUGAUUCCUGAAGCAAAGCAACUGUGUCCACCACCUGCGUGAUUGUUUCCAGAACCUUGCCAGUCCUUGGAAGAAUCAGUGUGUGUCUGAUCCUGAAGCAAAUACAAGUCAGAGUAUAGAAAGUGACUGUAGCAAUUUGAUACAUUUUUAAAGCUGCUUCCUGUUUGUUUAAGGUCUAUUCUGGAGACCUUGACUGGAAUAUAUAAGACUGUGCA